Moneuplotes crassus is the source of this 565-nucleotide messenger RNA. Lineage: Eukaryota; Ciliophora; Spirotrichea; Euplotida; Euplotidae. The record is from the annotation of a GenBank genome assembly.
UUAUGAAUGCAAUUAUUAAAUUCUUCUAACUCGAAAGGUCCCUAUGUCUUUCAUUGUGACAAAAAGAGAAUCAUUUGAAUCUUUAGGACGUCUGAGUGCACAGAGAUUAGGAUUAGGUGAUAAGCAUUGAUUUUUUAUUCUUAGUUGAACUAUAUGUCUUAGAAGUCUACUGAUGUCAGACUUCAAGGUACUCUCAAUCUUCAAUUCAUCUUUACCAGGCUGGAUAAUAAUCUCUUUUGGAUCUUUAGAGAGAUCUUCUACUUGAUUACAUGAUAUAGUAUCUUUUGGUUUGAGAGACUCUCUUAAAUCUUUCUUAACAAUAGUUUUAAAUAAAUGUUGCGAUACUUCUCAAGGCCGGAAGCUAAAGAGUUGCUCUACGGUUGUAUUCUUACUAUUCAGAGACUUCUUUACCAUGUUGUGUAAGAUCCUAUUCGAGUCUCUAACCUUGCAAGAAGCCACACCUUCGCUGAGAAGUUCAUCUGACAAGUUUUCUUCUUCAUAUUGGUUAUUGGUGAAAUUCAUAUUUGUUAUCGCUAAUCUAAUAAUUAGUGUCUCAAUGAUUUAG